AUGGCUGAUCAAAACGAGCCUUCGCCAACAUUUUCUAAUAAAGGCUUUUCGGCAAGCCUGUCCCAAAACAAGGGUUAUGAUGGGGUAGAAGCUCAUCCUAUAUCUCCGAUCAAUCUAGACUCUUAUAUUCACCGAUCCACUCCACUAGGUGCCUCGUUAAGAAGCCAAGUCAUAGUUACCCAGAAGGGCGACGUCACCGGUGCUUCAGAUGAUCGACAAAGACUCUUGGAGCUUCAAAAGACUAGUAAGUCAAUCGAUUUUUCCAGUUACGAUGACUGA
This is a messenger RNA of Protopolystoma xenopodis, 279 nucleotides long. NCBI's taxonomy places the organism in Eukaryota, Metazoa, Platyhelminthes, Monogenea, Polystomatidea, Polystomatidae. The record is from the annotation of a GenBank genome assembly.